Messenger RNA from Xenopus tropicalis (tropical clawed frog), 1216 nucleotides. RefSeq names its product ribonuclease H2 subunit A (gene rnaseh2a). Gene Ontology annotation, molecular function: RNA binding; RNA-DNA hybrid ribonuclease activity; nucleic acid binding. Gene Ontology annotation, cellular component: ribonuclease H2 complex. The record is from RefSeq and is marked provisional. Lineage: Eukaryota; Metazoa; Chordata; Amphibia; Anura; Pipidae. Gene Ontology annotation, biological process: RNA metabolic process; RNA catabolic process; mismatch repair.
CAGCAUGGAGCUUGAAGAAUUCGAGCGCGAUAAUUCCCAGAAUCGCCUGCUGAGCUCUCCGGUACCGGAGAUAUGUCGGACGGAGGACUGCUGCCUUGGGAUAGAUGAGGCCGGCCGGGGACCCGUACUGGGUCCUAUGGUUUAUGGAAUCUGUUACUGCCCUGUGGCCCGGAAGAAGGAUCUUCAGGAUUUGAAGGUGGCAGACUCCAAGACACUGAGUGAAGCUGAGAGGGAACGGCUGUUUGAGAAAUUAAACAGUACUUCUGAUUACAUCGGCUGGGCCUUGCAUAUACUCUCACCUAACAUCAUUUCAACCAGCAUGCAGCAGAGGGCAAAAUACAACCUGAAUGCUUUAUCCCACGACACGGCUAUCGGCCUAAUUCAGUUUGCCCUGGAUGCAGGAGUGCAGCUGAAAGAGGUUUUUCUGGACACUGUGGGCCCUGCAGAGAAGUACCAAGACAAGCUGAAGAAGAUAUUCCCAGAGCUGGACGUUACUGUUAGGCCCAAAGCUGAUUCAUUGUUCCCUGUAGUCAGUGCUGCGAGUAUCUGUGCAAAGGUGGCAAGGGACCGGGUGGUGAAAGACUGGAAGUUUGUAGAAGAUCUAGGCGAUCCUGAUGCAGAAUAUGGCUCUGGAUAUCCAAAUGACCCCAAGACAAAAGACUGGCUCUCUCGGCAUCUCGAUCCCGUUUUUGGAUACCCGCAGUUUGUAAGGUUCAGCUGGAGCACAACACAGACUAUCCUGGGUAACAAGGCUGCCCCGGUUUCUUGGGGUGACGAGGAUGACGACUCGGGUGGCAAAUCCUCUACUCCUUCUGUCCUGUCGUUCUUCUCCGCCCCAAAGGAUGCCUCCCAGCCCCAGAGCCACCGAUUUUUCCAGGAACGGAACCUUAAGCCUCUGUUGGAGUUUUAGGAGCAUCGGCAGUAAGGGCCACGUGCUGCAGUUACCUUCGACCUCUCUUACUGGGGUAAUACCAGAAGCUAUGGAACUCCUGCAGUUGAACUAGAACUCUCUCACAGUCAUCUAGAUUGGAUGUCCCUACUCUAAGGUUCAGUCGGGCCGGGUUGAUUCACAGAGUAGCUUUUCCAGUGCUUUAUAUGUGAAGCCAUAGAGCUGCACACUUGUGUUCUGUGGCCCCAAUGUAUGUCUAUUGGCAAUGUCAUGGCAAUUGGGAAUUGCAUUGACACUAUAGUGAGCCAUUAAAGUUAACUGAGCAGA